Molecule: messenger RNA, 2454 nt
Organism: Juglans microcarpa x Juglans regia
Lineage: Eukaryota; Viridiplantae; Streptophyta; Magnoliopsida; Fagales; Juglandaceae
Product: serine/threonine protein phosphatase 2A 57 kDa regulatory subunit B' theta isoform-like
Exons: 4
Coding region: 556-2130 (524 amino acids)
Biological process (GO): signal transduction
Cellular component (GO): protein phosphatase type 2A complex
Molecular function (GO): protein phosphatase regulator activity
Source: RefSeq, a predicted model, not a curated record
UGGUUGAACAAAGAAGUCAAAGUUUCUGGGGAUUAAUCGCAUGAUAAAAAUUUUAAUUUUUUAUUUUGUUUUCUUGGAUUUGCCAAUAGUUUUCUUCCUCAGGAUUUUUCAGUAUAAUUCCAAAGGUCACAUUUCUACUGUUGUAACAAGGGAAAAUAUCCUUUAUUACUUUAUUAGAGAAAAGCUAGCUUGUGUUUUGUUCCAAUUAGUUGAAGAGACAUCGGAAGUUAAAUUCUCCAUGUGAGUUUUAGCUUGGGAUGUCUCUGGUAUUUUAUUGCUUAUCGUAUGGAGUGGCUUUGAUGCUUCUAUUCUAGAUAUCGCUCGGGUCGGUUGGACCAUUUUUAAAUUCAAGCAAAGAUUAAAAAUCUUCCGAGCGUGGAUCAUCUCUUUAAUGGACAUGCGGAGUGAUAGAUGUGGCUUGAAUUUGGUUUAAUGUAUUGUUUGACUGAGAAUCGUUUGUUCUCUAUAAUUGAUGCUGUGUUUCCUUUAUAUUGCCAUAUUAGGUAUUGGGUUCUUAAACUGCAGGAGGGAGCCUUUAUUUUGCCAACUUAAAUUAUGAUCAAACAGAUACUUAAUAAGCUCCCACGCAAGUCCUCUAAGUCAGCUGAAAAUCGUGAAGGAGGGGGAACCUCUACCUCCUCUUCAAAUGCUUCUACUAGUUCAAGAAGCAGUGAUUUAGCAAGUAAUCGAUAUGGGAAUCCAGGCACUACAUCUUUUCCAGGCUUUGAUUCUUCAAAUAUAGGAUUAAAUCAUGCCGGUAAGCUUAUGCAAGCUGUGGACUCAAAGCUGAAUGGGAAUUUGGCAGCUUCCUCGUUUGAGGCUUUGCCUAGUUUUAAAGAUGUUCCGAAUUCGGAGAAGCAAAACUUGUUUAUUAAAAAGCUGAACUUAUGCUGUGUUGUGUUUGACUUUACUGACCCAACAAAGGACCUUAAAGAAAAGGACAUCAAGCGACAGACAUUGGUUGAACUUGUGGAUUAUGUUGCUUCAGCUAAUGGGAAGUUCUCAGAAAAUGUUAUACAAGAGAUAAUAAAGAUGGUAUCCAUAAAUUUGUUUAGAACUCUCACUUCUCCACCCCGCGAGAAUAAAGUCUUGGAAGCCUUUGAUAUGGAAGAGGAGGAGCCGUCAAUGGAUCCUGCGUGGCCUCACUUGCAAGGUGUCUAUGAAUUUUUUUUGAGAGUUGUGGCGUCACCUGAGACAGAUGCGAAGUUGGCUAAGAGGUAUAUUGAUCACUCAUUUGUUCUCAAGUUGUUAGAUCUUUUUGAUUCCGAGGACCCAAGAGAGAGGGAUUACUUGAAAACGGUUCUGCACCGUAUUUAUGGGAAAUUUAUGGUGCAUCGACCAUUCAUCAGGAAAGCAAUCAACAACAUCUUCUUUCGUUUUAUCUUUGAGACUGAGAAGCAUAAUGGGAUCGCAGAGUUGUUGGAGAUUCUGGGUAGUAUAAUUAAUGGGUUUGCACUGCCGCUGAAAGAAGAACACAAACUCUUUCUUGUUCGGGCACUUAUUCCACUUCAUAAACCAAAAUGCAUUCCCAUGUACCAUCAGCAGUUGUCUUACUGCAUAACCCAAUUUGUGGAGAAAGAUUGCAAACUUGCUGAUACUAUUAUACGGGGUUUACUAAAGUAUUGGCCAAUUACAAAUAGUUCUAAGGAGGUCAUGUUCUUAGGUGAGCUGGAGGAAGUUUUAGAAGCAACUCAGCCUGCUGAGUUCCAGCGGUGUAUGGUGCCCUUGUUUCGCCAAAUUGGCCGUUGCUUGAGCAGUUCACAUUUCCAGGUGGCAGAGAGGGCUUUGUUUUUAUGGAACAACGAUCACAUUGAGAACCUGAUCAAACAGAAUCGCAAUGUUAUACUGCCAAUUAUCUUCCCUGCAUUGGAGAGAAAUGCAAGAAGCCACUGGAACCUGGCAGUACAGAACUUGACCUUAAAUGUUCGCAAAAUUUUCUCUGAUACUGACCCUGAGCUUUUUGAGGAGUGUUUGCUCACGUUUCAGGAAGAUGAAGCACAAGAGAAUGAAAUGAAAUCGAAACGCGAAGCCAUGUGGAAGCGCUUAGAAGAAAUGGCUUCAAUGAAAGUUUCGGUUAAAGAAGCAGUGCUUGUCUCUCCAAGAAAUGCCACUCGUGCUUCUUCUGGCUAGAGAGAGGUUUCCGUGAGUCAGAUUCUAGUGGUUUGAAACAUAAAUUGGUGAUUGAACCACAAAGUCAAAGACAGCAGCCCCAUUUUGGUUUAGCACGUCUGGAUUGUAUAUAUUCAAUUGGAUGGACAAAGCAAAUGGGUGCUGCAGAUCGCCUUGGUAAUGAAAGAUUUAGUCUGCAAAGUAGUUGGGAAAGGAAACGAGGAGGAAGAGUUCGAAUUUGACAUGUAUGAGCUACAUUUUUAUUUUUUUGGUGUAUUUGGUUCAAUGGAAGUAGGCUCAAAUCUUCUGAUUUAUUAAUAUGUAUCAUCGAACUUUGUUGUUUUU